Centruroides sculpturatus (bark scorpion) is the source of this 2138-nucleotide messenger RNA. Its product is annotated as vesicle-associated membrane protein 3-like. Gene Ontology annotation, biological process: vesicle fusion; vesicle-mediated transport. The transcript has 6 exons. The record is from RefSeq and is a predicted model, not a curated record. The coding region runs from base 129 to 518 and encodes 129 amino acids. Gene Ontology annotation, cellular component: plasma membrane; SNARE complex. NCBI's taxonomy places the organism in Eukaryota, Metazoa, Arthropoda, Arachnida, Scorpiones, Buthidae. Gene Ontology annotation, molecular function: syntaxin binding; SNAP receptor activity.
AGCGCCAUUCAACGUCAAUUGCGUGACAUCGAUGCCCGUAUGUUACUCUAAUGUUCUAAUCGGAAUCGUCGAUUUAACAUUCCAAAUUCCAGUUUUGCUAUACAUUUAUCUUUCAUUUAUCGUAUAAAAUGUCAGCAGCUCCACCACCAGAAGGAGGAGAAAAUACAGAAGGUGCAGAUGAACCUAGACCACCUAAUCCUCAACAUGUGGCUGCUCAGAAACGGAUACAACAACAGCAAGCCCAAGUUGAUGAGGUAGUGGAUAUUAUGCGUACAAAUGUGGAAAAGGUUUUGGAAAGAGAUAAGAAAUUGUCAGAGUUACAAGAAAGUGCAGAUGCAUUAGAAGAAGGAGCUUCCCAAUUUGAGAAACAAGCAGGAAAACUUAAGAGUAAGUUUUGGUGGAAGAAUUGCAAGAUGCUUGCUAUAAUGAUUGGCAUAGGUGUUGUGAUUGUUGUGAUUAUUGUAGGAGGAUCCAGGAUUGAUUGGAUGUAUUUUGGAAAUUAUUUAACACCAUUAUAGAUUGUUACCUAUGAUCUGUGUAACUAAAUGCAUGUGUAAAUAUAUAUAAUGUUUCCACACAUAUGAUGACAAGCAUGGACUUGCAUGAUGUUAUUAAAUAUAAUACUGACUGCAAUACAAGAUAUUUUGCAAUAAUUUCAUUAGAAUUUAGAAGAUUUAAAGCAAAUUCAUUGAGUAACAAGAUGUGAACUGAAUUGCAAUAUAUAUUCUAUAUAUGGUAAAUUCUAUUUUAUAGACUCAUAUUUUAGCAGCAGAAAUAGUUUCAAAUGUUUGUUUUUUGAAUAUUUAAGAAUCUAUAUUUUACAUUAUUACAACAAUUAAAUAGAAAGAUAUCUUUUUAAUCCCAACAAAAAUAUUUAUUAAGCAAGACUAACAUUUUUAAUUGGAAGUUAUCAUUAGAUUUGUGAAUUUGUGAAAGCAAAGAAACACUUCUGCUUAUGGAAAUAAGGUGCUGUAUAUUACUGAACUAUGUAUUACUAAGAAAUGUUAGUUCUUGUUCAAAAAAUUUUUUGUUAGAAUCAAAAAGUGUCUUGCCACAUAAUAUUGAAAUAAAGUAUCAUUAACUUUAUUAUUUAAUUAUUUUAAAAUUGUAUAGCUAAUUAUGCUUCAAGCUAAUUAAAAUUAGCUUAAAACUUAAGCAGAUAAUUGUUAUAAAGAUCUUGUUUUUUAGAUAUUGAAGUUGAACAAGAUUCAGAAAACAAUUCAAAUAUAAAAAUGACAAGCUUAUAAGAGUUACUUCUCUGUUUUUCAAUGUGUUAAGAAGAUAUGUAAGUAUAAAACAACACAAUUUUGUGAUCAAAUUGAUCAAAAGACUAUAUGUGCAGUUAGUGUAAAAUGUAUCUAAUUUUAUUUUGACAUUAUACUAGAAAGUAGAUUUUUAGAAUCAUGCAGAUUGAUUGAAGCUAGUUUGUAUAAAAAUAUUUCUUUGAAAGACCAAUUUAGAUAAUACUGUAUAAUAAAUAGUUUAUCCUAUUAUUAGAAUGGCUAUUUAGUUUGAAUGUAUAAAUCUCGUGUUCAGUUGUAUUCAAAAGUGUUGUCAUCUUGCAAACUUGUGCUUUAGGUGGAAAUGUAUAUAUCUAUGUUAAAAAUUUUGAAGAAAUGUGUGUGUUUUUUUUUUCUUUGAAAUUCCUCUUCAAUGAUAAAAUAUUUCAUUGAAUUCAAAUUACAAAUUGAUAUCAUCUGUGGUAGAAAAAUACUAGUAUCCUUAGACUCUGGGCAUGCAGAGAGCAAGAUAUAAUACAGUGAAGUGCAAUGAGACUGUCCAUCUCUUUCAUAUAUCAAAACAAAGAUGUCAAAUAUGACUUGGCUUUCUGAGGUAUGAUCUUCAAAUGUACAGUACUAGGAGAGUAAGCAAGACAUACAAUGGAUUUGAUGGUGAUUUGGAAUGCUGUUUUUUCUUUUGCAUAAAGCAAUUUUGAAUCAGAAGAACAAACAUUAUUGUAAUAACAAUCUUAAAGAACAGAUUUGAAGUGAAUUGAUAGAUUUAACAAAUGAAUUAAGUCAAUUUAUAUAUAAUUUCUAAAAUUAUAAUAACUGCAGAAAACCAGGUUUAUAUUUAUUCUUUUUAAUAUGACAAAUACAUACAGAAAUAUUGCAUAUUCAUAAAUAUUAUGGAUUGAA